Messenger RNA from Penaeus chinensis, 6459 nucleotides. RefSeq names its product mitogen-activated protein kinase-binding protein 1-like (gene Wdr62). Gene Ontology annotation, cellular component: mitotic spindle. The coding region runs from base 784 to 5355 and encodes 1523 amino acids. Lineage: Eukaryota; Metazoa; Arthropoda; Malacostraca; Decapoda; Penaeidae. The record is from RefSeq and is a predicted model, not a curated record. The transcript has 29 exons. Gene Ontology annotation, biological process: mitotic spindle organization; regulation of mitotic cell cycle. Gene Ontology annotation, molecular function: protein binding.
CUAACAUUGACCCUGUUCCUGUCUGUAUGUCCUGCUGCUCGUGAUAUUCCGUGCUCUCACGGAAGGAUGUCGCACGGCUGUAGGAGUAAGAACUGAAACGAACUCCAGGUUGGAGUGCAGUGCUUGACAUUUUGAUGACAGGCUGAGGUUCUGUCAUGUCCGCGAGGUGAUAUGACGCUCAGUGUGGUUUGACUGUUAAGUAAAGAGACAGUGAGUUUGUGGGCAACCAGCCUAGUUGAUGACCAGAUUCACGUCCAGCCAGGACCCGAACGUUUCGGUUGUGAGUCCUCCGUAUGCGGGGAAUAUUUGUGGCCUCCUUUAGUAAGGAUUUAAAGUCCGAUAUCUCCCAUGCGCGAGGAUAACCAAAUGAGUACGCCCGUACGCCCACAAACGCCCACAGCGUGCCCAGGAAUGUAUACUUGUAGGACCGGUCUGGCGUGGCCUGCAUAUUAAACUGAACCUGAGCCUCUCAAGCAACACACACUGGCAUUCUCGUGGAUGUUGUCAGUCGGUGUCGGUGGCAAGCGCGAGAGCAACGUGAAUCAGUGUCGUUAGUGAGGAUGGUGUGAGGGCCACGAGGAGGGUGGUCGUCCUGGGUUACGAGGAACGACUAGGCACGACAUGUGGCCAGCUGGCGGAGACGACCAGGUGUGAGUGUUGACAUUCAGCAGGUCGUCCUCCAAGCUUACCACCUCCUCCUCCUCAGUCUAUCGAGGACCCACCGAGGAUCCUCUCGGCCGGGUAUCCUACCUUCCCAGCCUGUUGGCACCGUCACUCGCAGCCAUGGAAGGUGACAACAACAACAACAACAACAGCAACAGCAGAGAGAGCGGGGAAAAUAAGCUGAAGCCCCCGCCCGCCGAGGAUAAGCCGAACGGCGAGAACCACAAGCACAGGAGGAAGAGCAGAGAAAGAGACAAGGAGCGAGACGAGAAGAGUCGCAUUCCCACCUACCAGGUGAAGCUCGAGCGUGUGCUUGGCCUCACGGUACCCAGUAACGCCGCCCUCGACUGUGACCCGCACUCCGGACAGGUCGCCUACCCCGCUGGGUGCACGGUUGUGCUGCUGAACCCCCGCAAGAACCGGCAGCAGCACGUGCAGAAUGCCUCGAGGAAGAGCAUCACGUGCGUGGCCUUCUCGCCGUGCGGCCGCUACCUGGCCACGGGCGAGUGCGGCCACCAGCCCUCCGUCAGGGUGUGGGACGUGGCCGACAAGACGCAGGUGGCCGAGUUCCAGGGACACAAGUACGGCGUCUCGUGCGUGGCAUUUUCUCCAACUCAGAAGUACGUAGUGUCUGUAGGAUCCCAACAUGACAUGAUUGUGAAUGUGUGGGAUUGGCGAGGAGGAGUAAAGGUCGCUUCCAACAAGUUUUCCAGCAAGGUCAAGGCUAUCAGCUUCGCAGAGAAUGGUUCUUAUUUUGUUACUGUAGGAAACCGCCAUGUGAAGUUUUGGUACCUUGAAGUGGCACGAGGCUCCAAGUUUAAGGAGCCAGUGCCCCUGACUGGACGGUCUGCUAUUCUUGGAGAACAAAGAAACAACUAUUUCUGUGAUGUUGCUUGUGGACGUGGUGAUAUGGGAGACUCUACUUUUGCCAUCACCAAGUCUGGCUUGUUGUGUGAAUUCAAUAACCGAAGGCUGCUAGACAAGUGGGUGGAGCUAAGAACUUCCAGUGCAAACUGUGUGGUGGCUGGGGAGGAAUACAUCUUUGUAGGCUGUGCAGAAGGUAUUAUCCGAUGCUUCAGCCCCUAUAAUCUCCAGUUCAUCACCACCCUGCCUCGCACUCACUACCUUGGUGUAGAUGUAUCAAAAGGUUUAACUAUCAGUCACAUGGCCGCUCACCCAAACAAUGCCAAGUACCCUGACACCAUAGCUGUAUCCUUUGAUGAAAACAACCACAAAGUGACGGCUGUUUAUAAUGACCAUUCCAUGUAUGUGUGGGAUGUCAAGGAUAUAAAGAGGGUUGGAAAGUCCCACUCCUACCUGUACCAUUCUGCCUGUAUAUGGGGUGUGGAAACCUACCCCACAGAGGGAGAGGGCGGAAAAGGGGUGAUGCCUCCUGGGUCGUUCAUCACCUGCUCUUCCGAUGACACAAUCCGAGUCUGGAAUAUCGACUCUGCCAUGCCCUCAAAUACUCUGUAUAAGAGGAAUAUUUACAGCACUGAACUGCUCAAAAUCAUGUAUGUGGACCCAGAGUUGGGUUUCAUCAAAGACACAGACGUUAACCCUCAAGGUGGGGAUAGGAAUGACACCUCAUACGAUUCCCGCAACGGCGUCAGGUGCAUCAGAGUGAGCCCUGAUGGCAAGCACUUGGCUUCUGGAGACCGGGCUGGAAAUAUCAGAGUGCAUGAAUUGCAAUUUCUGGAUGAGCUUUGCAAAAUUGAAGCUCAUGAUGCUGAGGUGUUGAGCCUUGAGUAUUCCCGCCCAGACACUGGCCACAAGUUCCUAGCGUCAGCGUCUCGAGACAGAUUGAUCCACGUGUUUGCAGUUGAUCAGGAUUACAGCUUUGUGCAGACCUUGGAUGACCAUUCCUCGGCUAUUACUUCAGUGCGUUUCUACCAAACCCAAGGAGCCUUGCAAAUGGUGUCUUGCAGCGCUGACAGGUCGAUCAUCUUCCGAAGUGCAACACAGACACCCCAGAAUGAAGUGUGGUUUUCUCGUGGACACAACGUGGCUGGAAAGACAACACUCUAUGAUAUGGAGGUGGAUCAUGGUCAGCGGCAUAUACUAACAGCAUGUCAGGACCGUAAUAUUCGCGUUUAUAAUGUUAACACUGGGAAGCAUUCCAAAACUUUCAAGGGCACAAUUGGAGACGAUGGAACCUUGAUCAAGGUGGUCUUAGAUCAGAGUGGAAUAUAUGCUGCUACCAGCUGUACGGACAAGAACAUGUGUAUAUAUGACUAUUAUUCUGGGGAAUGUAUGGCAACUAUGUUUGGGCACUCUGAGCUUGUUACGGGACUUCGCUUCACCAGUGACGGCAAGCACUUGAUCACAGUAUCUGGUGAUGGAUGCAUCUUUCUGUGGAGAAUGCCACAUGACAUGUCGCAGACCAUAACUGCACGCAUUGCACAACAAGCAGAAAGAGCUUCCAAAGAGAAGCGAAAAGUAAGGCAGCCUAUUGAUAAUGAAGAUUUCAGACCCGCAUCUGAAGAUAUAUUUGAUCAGAACGCCAACGAAGCAGAAGAGCCGGAUUAUAGAUUUAGUAUGGGUCAGCUUCCUUUGUGGGCUAAGAAGCAAAUGACAGAACCACAAGGACCAGCUGGGGGUGCCGGCGACAGGGGCACGGUGGACAUGCCAAAAGGACGCUGGGCACAGAGGCUUCAUAAUAAUGCCAUAACAUUCAAAAGUCAUUAUGAUACCGACUCUGUUAUACCUUUCCCUGCUAGAGAUAAACGUCAACCAGACUCAGAGUCCAGUAAGGAAAGCUCACUGGAAGACAGCGUUGGAGUCCACAAACAGUACCAGUCACAAACAUCACGUAGAGAUAACUUAAUAUUACCAAAUAAAGACUCAGGUGGCGACCCUGGCUUCAUUCCUUGCCCAGAGAGCAUGAAGGAAAUUAAUUCAGGGGAAGGCAGUUUUCAGGGCUCACCAUCUAAGAUCAACACAAAGAGAGGAAGUGAUCCUGAGAGCCGCAACAGACACCACACAGAUGAUAGUGAUGUCAGUAGUCUGAGAGUGGACGAUGGAGCAACAGACCAUGAUGGAGACAUUGAGGAUUACAGCGAGCAUGAUGAUGAGAGCACUGAGCCGGAACAUUCUGAACACUUGAUGUAUUACCCUCAUAAUGAUGAUACAGCAAGUGAUUUUACUGUUAAUGCAAUGGAUGUCGAGGAGCUGCGUCGUUCCCAGCGCCGUCACAGAAAAGCAAGACCUGAGAGACCCACGGACAUUCCGCUUGUUUCAGUCUCUGGUUCUCAGGAUUCAGAUGAUGAUGAUGAGGUCUCUACUCCAAGUGCUGAUACUGCAGAGCGCAACAUUAUGUCUAUGCUCAAUGUCAGCACAGAGAGCAUUGACAGAGUUGGUCGACGUGAGACUUUCCUCAAGUCAAACUUCGAGUCACUUGAAGGGGAGACAGUGCGACCAGAAAAAGAAGUCAAGAAUAAAAAUAGUAUAUCUUAUAAAUUUAAUGCAAGAAAUAAGGAUUCUCAAGUCUCAAACAAACGGGAAGAACUUCUAAAGAGAAUUGAAGAGACAAGAAAGAAGCUGCAAAGUAUUGGAUAUAAAAGUAAUCUUAGAAGCAGCAAGAGUAUCUCAGACCUAAGCAACAUUCCAGAGAAAGAUACGUCAUACAUGUCAGGGAACCAAGAUGGCGGCAGUGGAGACAGUGGGUUCAGCAGCAGCCCCUGUGGUGGUAGUGGUGGUUUACGUCGCGCCUGCUCUCUGAGUGACCUCACCAACCCCACCACCCCACGACGCCUACUGCCAACUCCCCCUACGGUUGGAGGAAAGAAGAUGGGUGGAAAAUCCAACAGCAAAUCCCCUGGACGAUCACACUCCUCCUUGUCUCGGUCUAGUUCUAUUGGGGUUCUAAAUCAGACUGGCGAGGAUGGUUCGAGAAGUGACAGGCCCAUGAGACCAACCAUUGCUUCCAUAAACAAGAUGACGCCUCGUGCUCUCAAGAGGAAGGCGUCCCUCUCACAGGCUGUCUCUACAGGUGAUAUUCGGCAAUUUCAUGAAGAUUCAAGCUCUGAAGACACGUCUCCGUCAGAACACAAGAAUAUGCGUAGUCGUACCUUAGGUGGUGAUAGGCGUGGCAACCUUCCUACCCGUGCUGUGAGUGAGCGCGACCUCACCCGCAGCAGCAGCUUGUCCAGCAAGUCGAGAGGGGAAGCCGUCCGCGGACGCUACGCCUCGGCUGCAUCGCCUGUAUCCAGACGAGGUCUACCCAAUUCUGACAUCAGCAGGCCAUCAUCUGCAGCUUCCACUGUGGACAUGAGCCCUGAGGAGUAUCCAACGAGGGAUGAUCUCUCCUUCAAAGACUUAGACAACAUGCCUUUGAGUGUGGGAGUGGUGGAAAGUGUCUGUGAGUGGGUAGUAGAAGGAUGUGAGCGGUUAAGCCAGCUGUGGUGGCGUGCAUGCAGUGAAGGUGGAGGAGAAGAGGACCACCACAGGGCAUUGCGUUCCCUCCUCCUGGGAGCAGCUGCCAGAGCCACACAUGCUCUUACUCCGCUCACAGCUCCAAAUGCUGUACCACCACCACCACCAACCUCCAUGUCCUCUGCUGCCCCGGCACAGCAGACUGGUGACAGCAAAGACCCCCGCAUGGUGGCCAUGAUGCAGCAGUAUACUGAUAUUCUGGUCAAUAUGGUCCAGCAGAAGAUGGCAUCACACCAACCUCCGCCAGGACCCACGUGAUCAAACUCAUGUCACAACAUACAGUCAUGCAACUUCAACCUCAUACAGUCAUAUGGCUUGACCUGAAAAAUGUACAGAAUAAGUUCAGUGCCCAGUUUUGAGAUAGAUUGUCAGAUGGGUGACUCAAGCCUCUUUUUAAGAGUGUAAGGCUGUGUAUGAUUGCUUUCCUGUAAAGGAUUUUGAUCCACUUUUUAAAUAUGUGUUAUAUGUGAUUUUAGAUUCUCCUUGUUAAAUGAUAGUGUUCCCUAUGUGAUGUCAGAUAGUUAGAUUGCUGAUGAAUACAGUCUUUCUACUAGAUUUGAUGCCAUUUUAAUUUUAUUUGAUUGUUGCAUAUUAUUUUACAUUCCAGGUUGUCUGUGACAUUUGUUUCCAUAGUGGGUAGGAGUGUCAUUUUAUUUAUUGAUUAUUUUUUCAUAUGACCUCUAGAAGCCCCAUUUGCUGCCAAAGCUCUCAUGACCACUGUGUGAUUGUAAUUAUCUUUGAGGACAACAAACAUGUAUGUAUGUAUGUAUGUAUAUACAUAUGUACCUUGACUUUAUAUGUGUAGUAGAGAGAAGUUCCUUCAUAUUAUACCACUGUCUUCUGUGUCCCAUAACAUUGGAGUCGAAAAAUAAAGCUUAUUGCUCCUAAACUGAAAGCCAUCAAUGCAGUUUACCCUCUGUCAGCAAAUUUUGGGCCAGUCCACUGCUUUUAGCCGGUUCCCUAGAGGAGGUAUUUCCGGUAUCCAAAACUUCGAUUGUAAUGCAAAAUUUGCAUUGUUCAAGUUUACAAAAUGUAAUUGUGUGUCAUAGUUUUAGAUUUGAUUGCUUAAAGGUUCUUGUUCAGUACCACUUCCUCCUGAAAUGUGGUUCAGCAAAGUGAAGAACUUUCUCUCCAUAUUCAGAAAAGAAGAAUAUUGAACAUAAAAUUAGAAAAAAAGACAAAAAAAAUGAAGACUUUCAGGCCCAGGUCUGAAAUCCACUUUUUAGCUUAGCUAUACUUUUUUGACAUUGGUCAUCAUGCUGGUGAGGAUGGUAAAAUAUGUAGGAACUACUCAUUAUAUGUUCAUGUUCAUAUACAUACACAUAUAAUAUAUAGACAUUCAUGUAUAGCCUUGCAUAAAAU